Pyrus x bretschneideri (Chinese white pear) is the source of this 747-nucleotide messenger RNA. RefSeq lists its product as uncharacterized. The transcript has a single exon. The coding region runs from base 147 to 485 and encodes 112 amino acids. The record is from RefSeq and is a predicted model, not a curated record. NCBI's taxonomy places the organism in Eukaryota, Viridiplantae, Streptophyta, Magnoliopsida, Rosales, Rosaceae.
CAUGUUCUCCUUUCGCAUGCACCAACUAUAUAUAGUGGUUCUUUUGUUGCCAACCAAUGCUUUUCAUGGUUUGAUUUAAACCAAAAAAAAAAAAAAGAAAAAAAAGAGUUUUAUAAUUUCUCAUAGAGGAAUUAAGGUGGUUAAUCAUGGGAAAUUGUGUGGAGACAUGCAAACAAAAGCAGGAGCAAGAAGAUGGUCAAAUGCAACAGCAGCAGCAGCAUGAGCAACAAGACGAUGAGAGAAAAAAUAAAGAUAGAUUUGUGAAGGAACAAAAUUUGGGGAAAGAUGGAAACAUAAGAGUAAAGAUUGUGUUGAGCAAAGAAGAGCUGGAGUGGUUGAUGCUUCAGCUGAAAGAUAGUGGAGGGAAGAACUUGGAAGAUGUUUUGCAAGAGAUCCAGAAAAGCAGAGCCAAAGCUAUUGAGGGGUGGAAGCCUUCUUUGGAGAGCAUCAUGGAAUGCCCUGAAGUAAUUGAGAUGGAUAGAUGAGUCCAAUAUUUCGAACUUUUCCUGCUGCUGCUCUGCUGCUUCUUCUUCGUCUUCUCCUUUUUUUUUAGUUUGUUUAUUUUCAACUUGUUUUUAGGGCUUUGAAGUGGCUGAUGACCCAACUGUGUAAUUAAGGGUUUUUUUUUUUUUUCUCUCUCUGGAUGGUGAGCCCUGAUGUUGUUUGUGAGAUGUAAAAAUAACUUCUUCAGAUUUUUGAUCGGGACCAUCCAAAUAAGGUAAUGAGAAAUGCUAGAUACUUUCUUCA